Molecule: messenger RNA, 498 nt
Organism: Culicoides brevitarsis
Lineage: Eukaryota; Metazoa; Arthropoda; Insecta; Diptera; Ceratopogonidae
Exons: 4
Coding region: 1-498 (165 amino acids)
Source: RefSeq, a predicted model, not a curated record
AUGAGACUACAAAGAGUCCAUCUCGCAUCAGCGCUCGUUCUCGUGCUUUGUGUUAGUUCGUGCCAAAUUCACUCGGAAGAGUUGAACGACACAGACACACGCGACAAGAGAUUCAUCCACAAAACGAAAAAACUCGGAUUUUUCGGAAGCAUCGCUACGAUGGGUCGUCUCGCUUACGAACAAUAUGCCGACACAACGAAAACCUUCCGAUCAAUUUUGGACAUUUUGAAUGACAGUUUUUCUGAUACGGCGACGAAACCUCCACCGUCAGCAACGGAAGCAUCAGUAACGAAUGAAACAACGACCGAACGGUAUCGCAUCUCGAGAGCGGAACUGGGAAAAAUUUUGAAUCGCAAUUUCAGGGGAUUACAAAAAUUGCUUAAAAUUGAACUUAACGAUGCAUUUAAUCAAACAAAAUAUACGAUUGCCGAUUACAAAGCUGAUUAUUAUAAACAAGUGAAGAAACCGAGGAAGACGAGAAAUGAUUUGGAGCCAUAA